UUUAUGUAUAAUUGCUACUUUAUUUUAAGUCUCCUCUCAUGAAGGCUUUCUAAAUUUAUUGAUUUUACUAAAGGUGUUACUCUAGUCAAAUGUGAAUAUAUAUUCAUUUGUUAUGAAUCUCACUGCUCUAUUUUGUGUCUGUUCCAGUCUUUAUGUUUUCUUGAGUUGAGGGGUCCCAAACAGAGGAUGCAUAUUCUAUUAUUGGCCUAACCAAGGUUAAAUAACAUUUAGUUUUAUGUUCUUGUUUGAUUUUUAAAGAAAUUUCUUUUUAUAAACCCUAAUACUUUUUUUUAAUUUUUUGAUAGUUUCAUCAAUAGGGGAUUCCAUGACAGUUUUUCAUUUAUUAUUACACCUAAGUAUUUUGGGUUUUUAGUCUGUGUUACUGGUUUACCAUGAAUAAGAUAAGUAGAAUUUAUUUGUUUUAGUUUUUUUUUGUUACUUUUAAUAACUGACAUUUUUCAGGGUGUUCGAGUUAUUUUUCCCAUUUUCAGAUCAGGUUGAAACUUUGCACAAUUAUUUAUUGUUGAUGACAACACUUGAUCAAUCAAAAAAUUAACCAGUUAUUUAAUCAUUUAGUUGAUUUUAAUAAAUUUUGUUUUAUAUAGAAAUGUACUUUAGAAUUUAAGCUAAGGGGCAAUAAGUCGUUUGAUAUAGACUUUUUAAGACUUUAAAACCUUCUAUUUUGUGUUUAGCUCAAUGGCUACUGUGUCUGCCUUCCAUUAUGGAGGCUCGAGACCCAGAGUUUGAAUUCAGACCAUUUUUUUUUCAUUGCAUUUGAAAAGACAGCACAGAAACCUUCUCCCAGAUUCCCCCCUCCCCUUAACUGGUCCACAUAAGUGUUUGGACCAUACAGCACUGAGCAUUCUAUAAGCAUGAAAGUUGCACUAUACAAAAACAAUAAAAAUAUUUCCAAAUACACAAAUUUAUUAUUGUUAGUCUAGGUAUCUGUUAACAAAUGAUUGAUUCAAAAUAAUUGAGGCAAUUUUACUCAAUAUAAGCUUCAUUUUUAAAAAAUAUAUUUUUUUAUUCUUACUUGUUUUUUUUAAUUUAUAUCUUUAUAUGCUGACAACUUUUCUGCUUAUCAAAAACAGUCAGAUUUUGUUGAUCUAGUUUCUAUGAGAUGAUUUCGACCUCAUUUGAUUAAAUGCAGAUGAACUACAAGAUAAUGCCUCAAAACUGGAUGCUGUAGCUAGAGCAGUUGGCAUGGAAAUUUAUCCUGAAAGAAGAAAAAUACUAGUUUGUGGUGGAGAUAGUACAAGAUGUUGCAUACAGCUGAAUGGCCAAACAUUAGAAGUUGACUCAAACAUAACAAGAAAUAGAGGAUCCAUUCAAGAGAUAAAAACCUCAAUUAAGCUUGGCAUCUGGUGUCAUGAGCAAACUGUGGAAAAUCUGGAAGAGUAACAUCAGCUUCCAACCAUCAGUAUCAAAGAUGGACUCUAAGGAUGAACUCAAGCAGCCUCUUCUCUCUGGUGAGACUGAAAGCAUUGAAAGCUUGACUAACAAUAGUAUAGCUGGUGUAGUUAUCAAUUCAUCAGAUGAAACUAUAAAAGUGAAAGCAGAAAUAGCUCUUAAAGUCUAUAAAAGAAGAUGGUACGUUCUACUGAUGUUCAGUCUCUAUUGUUUCACUCAAAAUGCUGUAUGGAACACUUGGGGCCCAAUAUCAUCCAGCAGUAAAGAAGCCUUUUCCUGGAGUGAUGCCACCAUUGCCUGGCUGAACAACUGGGGUCCAGUUGCCUAUGUUGUGUGUGGUUUAUUUUUUCCUUGGCUGCUUCAGGUUAAAGGUCUGAGGUGGGCAGUGGUUCCCAGCAUGUUUUGUGUUUUUAUUGGCACCGUUUGUAGAGUGAUCACAUCAGAUGAAAAUUCUGCCACCAUUUUAAUUCACAUUGGUCAGUUCCUGAAUGGAAUUGCUGGACCUGUUGGAAUGGGCGGGAUGCCCACGCUCUCUGCAAUCUGGUUCCCUGCAAAUGAAAGGAUAACUGCCACAGCCAUAGGAACAUCUAUCAGUGUUUUAGGUUCAGCUCUGCCGUUUGUUUUAGGUCCAUUCCUUGUAAGUGAUGGUCCACCAAACUUGAAUGUGACAACGACAGCAGCACCAAUGUCUACCUCAGUAUCUUCAGCUAGUCAUCUGAUUCUGAGCACCAUGGAGCCAGGGAAUGUUACAGCUGCCAGAAUUCAAAGAGAAAGAGAUGAAAUCAUGAAGUAUAUGUACUACUCAUGUGGCUUUGCUGGACUUAUAUUUCUCAUAAUAUUGAUUUACUUUCCUGCUAAACCACCACACCCUCCCUGUUUGUCUGCAUCAGUUGAGAGAGAGAAAUACUGGUCAGGCCUGUGGUCACUAAGAAGCAAAAAAUACUUUGUCUUGUUAGCUGUAAUCUAUGGUGUGUCUUUGGGUGUCAUCAACUGUUGGGCCAGUGUACUGAAUGUCAAUUUGAGCGCUUUCUCAUUCACACAUGUUGAUGAGGACCAGGCUGGUUGGAUUGGUUUUUACGCAACUUUAGGAUCAUUUGCUGGUUCUUUGUUGAUUGGAAGGUUUGCCAGUUUGUUUGCUAGACAGAUGAAACUGUUCAUUCUGGUCAUGUUUCUACUCAGUGCUGGAUGUUUUACAGUGUUUGCCCUGGUGCUGGUACAGGUGAUACCAAGUUCUUACGCCAUCUUAUACAUCUCUGUAAUUGGAGGAAACACAUUGGUCAACUCUGCUGUGCCACUUAUCUAUGAGCUGGGCUGUGAGCUGGCUUAUCCAACUAGUGAGGGUGCAGCCAAUGGAUUCCUGACCUACUUAAACAAUGUCGGUGGCUUGAUCUUUCUGGCGGUAUUCCUAAUUCCUAAUGUUGGCACUAUGUGGAUGAACUGGACAGCGAUUGGUUCAAUUGUUGUUUGCCUCCCUAUGAUAUUAGCCUUGAAGGGCCGGUUCAACAGACUGGAGGUGGAUGAAAGUGUCUCAGUACAGAAGUAUGUUGAGCAGGCCGUGGAUUCACCACCUCCAUAUGGCAUCCAGUCAUCUUGAUGUUCAGUCCAGUUUAGGCGUCCUAGUUUUUAAGUUGUUCAAUGUGGCUGUGAAGUAUGUGACUCAUUUUCUACAUUACAUUUUCAUUUACUUUUCAAGCAUUUUUUUUGUGCAUUUUGUUUCCAUGUAGUUUUAACUUUUGGCAGAAUUUUUUUACUGCUGAUUUAAAAAUACUUAACAUUAUUUGAUAUAACAUGUUUUGUAUAUUCAUUUUUGUAAUUUAAAUGAUAAUUUUUAUUGUCAAAUGUUAUUUUAACAUCUAUACUUGUUGUUUUAAAAUGCAAAUGUACAUUCCUUAAUACGUUAUGUUCUCAUCAUUGAUUGUACAUAUUUUGAAUUGAUUAAUUAUUAUUUGGCACAUUUAUUUUGUGAAAUAUCAUCUUUUUUCACCAUUGAUAAUUUGAGAGAUAGAUUUGCAUCUUUUAAAACUAAACAAAGACAAAACUGCUUCCCAUAACUUUCCUGACAAGUUCUUUGCUUGCUGCCAACUUUAGAUUUAACUUUAGUACUUCUUGCUGCACUUUGCUGAUAGCUAGUUUCUACUUUUUUCACUUACAAAGGUCUGGAAUUAUUUUUGUGUUUUUUCUUGAGGGAACAAAUUUUUUUGGUAUUGAAUGAACAAGAGACACUUAUGGUAUUAAUUAUGUUAAGAGUUAGUUCAGUCACAUUGGCAUCAUGUUUUGUUUUUCAACUGUUUUGAUAUAGCGAAUCUUUCAUGCUUAUGGCAUGCUCAGUGCGUUAUGUAAGAUCUCAUUUGUAGACCAGUGAGGGGAAGGGAAUCUGGGAGAAGGUUUCCGCAAACACAGCUCUGCUCAAUUUGGGAUUCAAACUUGAGUCCCCUUGUUAGGCAGCCAAGCGGGUCUGGCUUCUGAUUCACACUUCCUAAGUAAUUUUUCUCUAGGCAUGAGUUACUUACCUUGACAUUUAAUUAGAUAACCCUGGAUGAAUAAAAAAAAACUAUUUGCUCUCUUAAAGGAUAAACAAUUUUCCUGAAAUAAAACAAUGUUCUUCUUCCCUGUAAUAUUUUCAAAGGAAUAAAAAAUCUCUUUUUUUUUCCCUUUCUCUCCAUCUUUUUUGUCUCCCCUACCUGAUAUGUCUUUUUCCUCUUCCAUUCUUUUGUCUCUUUUAUCUUCUUACCAUGUGAUAUGUUUAGAUUUAAGGUAAUUCUUUACUUCCACUUGCAGUCAAUGUGAAAACUAGAUUUAUAUAUGUAUCAAACUCAUACUUAGUGAAAGGAAAAUCUGCUGACUCAUAUGUUUGUAUUUCUUCUUUGCGUCACUUUGAUUGUUUCACAUUUUGAUUCUUAAUUCUAUUCUCUAGCCUUCAUGUUAAGUUAUUAUUCUAUCUAAUGAAAUAUCCUUUGGUCCUGAAAAACAAACUUGCGGUCUGAAGUCUGAAAUAUUCCAUAAUUUUCCUGUUUCUCUUUUGCUAAUCUGGGACCAAACUUGCAAUUUCAGUUUUAACUCUUUCUCUCCGUAAUUAUUUACCACAUUCUGGUGGAAUCAACGCUGGUAUCGUCAGUUAGGAAAGAAAGAGUUAAGGAUGACAGAGGAGAAACUGUUAGUGUAAGAAACUCAGCAUGGGAUCUCUGUUUAUUGUUUCAAUUUUUCUGCUGAUGAUAAGUUCCAUGACAUUUAACAUUUGUGCGUUAAUGAAAUAGGUAUCUGAGUGUAGAAUGUUUACUACCAGGAAAAGUGAACGGUUCUCUACUUUUUUUGUGGAACAUGAUAAUAAACCAACAUAUUUGUUUUAUAAAGAAAGUGUGGCUAUUUAAAAAAAAACAACAACAUUUAAACGACAUUAUGAAACAAAUAUGACGGCAUUCUUGGUUUGAGCCGCAAAUAAAAGAUUGUUAAACUAAGCUUAAACUAAGCUUAGAAAUUGCAGGAUUGAUGGGAAUAUUUACCAAAAAGAGAAAGGAAAAUGACUCCGAUGUAAAGCUAGCUACAAUGUUGUUCAUAUUCUAAGCACAGAAAUGAAGCCCAAUCUUGCUGAUAUCUUAAGUAGAGAAAUGAAGCCAUCUUCUGAUGCGGGGAAAAAAAGAUACAUUUCAAAUAUUCCAUUAAUUAAUGAAGCACAGGAUCUACGGGUUUCAAGUUAAUAUCGUUUUUUAGGCCUACUUUUUGUUCAUGUGGCCCGCGACACGAGUGUCGGAAAUAAAAAUGGCCCGCGGGUCGAAUUAGGUUGGGCAUCACUGGUCUAACUUGUGCAGACAUUCAAUCUUAUGGAAAUAUUUAGUCUUGAUAUACAUGAACUUAAGGUUUGUCUCUUUUAGCCAUAAUGAAUAAUCAUCAUUUGUAACAUGUUUUAGUUUUAUGUCAAUCCAAAGGGAGGUUAUUUAGUUGCCAUGAAAGUAUAGUUCAAACUGAAGUGAAAACAUUUUGUUGUUGUUACUGCUUAAAAAGUAUUCUGUAAAUAAUUAAUAAUGAUCAUUUUGUUUUAUUCAUGCCGUUUGUUUUUCAACAUUCAGUGUUUCAUGGCAGAAAGUUUUGCUACUAAAUAUAAUAUAUGGUUAGUGCAUAUUUAUAAAUCUAGUAAAACAAAUUUUUUUAGGGACCAGGUGGCUGUGCAGGGUGAAUUGCCUUGGUUUUGUACCAAGAGAUCUCGAGUUUAAAUCUCUGUGAAGGCUGGGAUUUUGAACUGCAGGAUUUUUAGGUGGCCACUGAGACACUCCACUCUACGUUGGGGGAGUAAAGGCUGUUGAUGUUUGUGCUGGCCACACAAGACUCUCAUUAAGUGUUGGCCAUUAUAAUAGAUAGCUCUACAAGGGAUGCUUUUACUUGACUAUAGACAUGUCUGGUAUAGCCUAAGCAAUAUGCUCAAGGGCCAACAGCUCUUUUAACUACACAAAAUAAUUAUGCUUUCUGUUGUUGUUUUUUAACUCCCCUUUUGAAGCUUUUUCCGUCCAUUUAAAAUGUAAAUUUUAAAUCUAGGGAAAAAAAACAUUUUAAAAAAGUUUCAACCUUUUUUUUCCUUUUAAUUAUCUAUGUCGAGGCCCUUGCUCAAAUAUUUUAAAAUGAUACGAAAAAAUUGUUUGAAUUGAAAACAGUUAAACCAAAUUAUUGUUAUUAUGUUCUUUUUUUUUCUAUGAAAUGAGAACCACAAUAAAUAUUUACAAUGUUCACUUCACUUUGAUGUCUCGCAAUUUUAAAUUCAUACAUUACAUUAAAGAUCAUAUGGUUGAG
Molecule: messenger RNA, 6189 nt
Organism: Biomphalaria glabrata
Lineage: Eukaryota; Metazoa; Mollusca; Gastropoda; Planorbidae
Product: solute carrier family 49 member 4-like
Exons: 15
Coding region: 1370-3004 (544 amino acids)
Biological process (GO): transmembrane transport
Cellular component (GO): intracellular membrane-bounded organelle; membrane
Molecular function (GO): transmembrane transporter activity
Source: RefSeq, a predicted model, not a curated record